This is a messenger RNA of Alternaria postmessia, 1464 nucleotides long. RefSeq lists its product as uncharacterized. Gene Ontology annotation, molecular function: hydrolase activity, acting on carbon-nitrogen (but not peptide) bonds. The record is from RefSeq and is a predicted model, not a curated record. NCBI's taxonomy places the organism in Eukaryota, Fungi, Ascomycota, Dothideomycetes, Pleosporales, Pleosporaceae. Bases 1 to 1464 code for a protein of 487 amino acids. The transcript has 3 exons.
AUGAUCAUGACAGCUGCGGACAGGUUACCCUCGCGUCUCUUUACGCAUGCGACGAUAAUCACGGUCAACAAGAGCCGGGAGGUCAUUCUGGAUGGUGCAAUCCUCAUCGAACAUGGCCGGAUCGCGGCACUUGGAAAGACAGUUGACCUCGUCGACCAGCUAAACUCUAACAAAGACCGAGACAUCGAAAUUAUCGAGUGCAAGAACAGGAUCAUCAUACCAGGCCUCGUUAACACCCACGCACACCUCGCGCAAUCACUGCUACGUGGGCUCGCCGAAGAUCUUCCAUUACACAACUGGCUAUGCGAUGCGAUCUGGCCCUUGGAAGCGAAUUACGCCGAGGAUGAUGGCUAUGUGGCUUCGAUGCUGACUAUUGCCGAAAUGUUGAAAACGGGAACGACGUGUUUCCUGGAGGCUAUGCUUACACAUAGAAGCGGACUCGAGAACGUCGUCAGAGCGGUGGAGGAAAGUGGUAUUCGCGCGUGUCUGGGUAAACUGAUCAAGGCCGCUGAGUCAAACCCGAAGCUUAACAUGAAAGAUGCCAGAGAUCGGGAUGUGGACUCUAUGUCAGUCGCUGCUGCUUCAUCAGCAUACGAAAAGUAUCAUGGCUCUUUGAACGACCGUUUGCACAUGUGGUUUGCGGCCGGUACACCUCGAGGCUCACCAAUGGCGGCUCAUGCUGCAAUAGGCGAAGCCGCACGAGCACACGGUAUUGGCCUCACUAUGCACUGUGCCGAAGCGCCUAAAGAUCUUACCAUCUAUCGAGACUAUUACCAAUGCAGUCCCUUUGAGUUCUGCCGAGAUGCGCAACUGACGGGCUCGAAGACGGUUUUUGCCCACUGUGUUCACCCAGACCCAGUAGCUGGAGACUUCGAAAUCUUGUCUGAAAGUAAGAGCACAGUUUCGCAUAAUCCGACGAGCAAUCUCAAGCUUGGAUCUGGUGUGGCGCCGAUACCUGAUAUGGUGGCGAAAGGUGUGAAUGUAGCGUUAGGGACCGACGGAGCGCCAUGCAACAACACGUACGAUAUGUUCCGCGAGAUGCAUUUAGCAUCCAUUCUACAUGGUGGUGUUAGACAAAACGCUGGCGUACUGAGCGCAUACGAUGUCUUAGAGUUUGCAACGAUUAACGGCGCGAGAGCACUAGGGUUGGAAGCUGAGAUUGGGAGCCUAGAAGUUGGGAAGAAAGCUGAUGUUGUCAUUGUGGAGCCGAAAGGCGCAUCAUGUACUCCGUGGGAUCCGGCCGAGCAAAAUGCUGGUGGCAUGGACCCAGUCACAGUGCUCGUCAAUUCGUCUGGCGCAAACGUCGACACAGUCAUCGUAGACGGUCAGUUACUUGUCAGUAGUGGCAAGCUGUUGCACGUUGAUGAGAGCAAGAUCAUACAGAGAGCGAAGACGUCAGUAGCAGACAUCCGUAAAAGGAGCGGUGUGGGUGCACGGAAUCAUAUGUCGUUAAAGUAUACAUAG